Messenger RNA from Punica granatum (pomegranate), 3155 nucleotides. The record is from RefSeq and is a predicted model, not a curated record. Lineage: Eukaryota; Viridiplantae; Streptophyta; Magnoliopsida; Myrtales; Lythraceae.
UCAGCUCGUUCGUUCCAUGUUUUCCCCCAAAUUAAUUUUUGAAGUCUUUUGCCCAAAUUAAAACCCUAAUUUCAGCUCUGCCGUUCCGCCAAAAUCACUCCAAUUUCUUCACAACAAGGUGAGUAACGAUCCUCCACAAUCCACAAAUCUGAUCGAAAUCCCCAUCCUUACGUCUCUCCAUGUCAGUUUGAAUUCCUAACUGCCCGCAAUUGAGGGACGAAUGGAUCGGCUCUCAGUUGUUUUGAAUGACAUGUAAGCUUGAUUUCGUGUUUCUGAGGAUUUUUGGGGUUGAAAGCUGACGAUUUUCCUGCAAAUGAGGAACAGAAGUAUCAAGGGGGUAUUAUGAAUUUUUCUGAAUUUUUCCGAGGCGGCUCCUCUCAUAUCUUGCAGAAUAGAAUGCUGUUCUUGUGAUGGGAUGGUGGGGGAAAAGGAAUGGAUGGUGACUGAGACAAGUCUGGACUUGUCGUGGUUUCUGUUUUGCCAGGCUUUGUGAACUGAUUCACAAGUUGAGAUGCUUGAGGGGACGACUGGGACGGGUUCUGGCACGGGAAUGGACUCGUUGGGUCUUAAGCGGUCGCUGAGGAGGAAACCGAGCCUGAGAAACUACGAUGAGAACUUAAUGGACGAUUUCAUAGAGUCUCACUUGGGCGGUGCUUCAAAGAAGAGGUUUAGAACGAGAGAGGAUCUGGAGAAAGAGACUGAAACCGAGGCCAUGAUAGCCCUUUCUGUCGGUUUCCCGAUCGAUGCUCUGCUUGAGGAGGAGAUUCAAGCUGGGGUGGUAAAACAGUUGGGUGGGAAAGAGCAGAAUGACUAUAUAGUCGUGAGGAAUCACAUAUUAGCUAGGUGGAGGAACAAUGCGAGGAUGUGGCUCUCCAAAGGACAGAUAAGGGAGACUGUCAGCAGCCACUAUGAGCAUCUUAUUUCUGCUGCUUAUGAUUUUCUCCUCCAUAAUGGGUACAUAAAUUUUGGGAUUUUGCCUCCGUUCAUGACUCGGUCCCCUGAGGAGACUUUAGAAGGGUCUGUCAUUGUCAUUGGGGCUGGACUUGCAGGGCUCGCAGCAGCACGGCAGCUCCUGUCAUUCGGUCUCAAGGUGGUUGUUCUAGAAGGUCGUAACCGUCCUGGAGGCAGAGUUUACACCCAAAAGAUGGGUAAGAAAGGGGAAUUUGCAGCUGUGGAUCUAGGAGGCAGUGUCAUCACAGGGAUUCAUGCGAACCCUCUUGGAGUCCUUGCAAGGCAACUCUCUGUUCCUCUCCAUAAAGUAAGGGACAAGUGCCCCUUGUAUAAACCAGAUGGAACACCAGUGGAUAAGGAAAUUGACUCGCGGGUUGAGUUUAUAUUCAACAAGUUGCUUGACAAAGUCAUGGAACUGCGACAAAUAAAUGGUGGGUUUAUGAGUAAUAUCUCUCUUGGGUCUGUUCUGGAGACUCUGAGGCGAUUAUAUAAUGCGGCAAGGACCAGGGAGGAGAAGCAGCUCCUAAAUUGGCAUCUCGCUAACUUGGAGUAUGCCAAUGCUGGCUGCCUCUUGAAUUUAUCUGCUGCGUACUGGGACCAGGAUGAUCCUUAUGAGAUGGGUGGGGACCACUGCUUUCUUGCUGGAGGGAACUGGAGAUUAGUUAAGGCUCUCUGUGAGGGAACUCCAAUUUUCUAUGGAAAGACUGUCAAUACAAUUAGAUACGGAAAUGGAGGUGUGGAGGUUAUAUCUGGGGAUCAAGUGUUCCGAGCCAAGUUCGCCCUCUGUACAGUGCCUCUUGGUGUUUUAAAGAAGAGGACUGUCAAAUUCGAGCCCGAGUUGCCACGGAGGAAACGUGCUGCCAUUGAAAGCUUGGGAUAUGGGCUGCUGAACAAAGUUGCUAUGGUGUUCCCUCAUGUCUUUUGGGGGGACGAUUUGGACACAUUUGGAUGUCUUAGUGACGAGAGUAGUAAACGUGGAGAGUUCUUCUUGUUUUACAGCUACCACACAGUCUCAGGGGGUGCAGUACUUAUUGCUCUUGUGGCUGGAGAGGCUGCAGUAGCCUUUGAAAGUACUAAUCCCUCCACUAUACAACAGCGUGUCUUAGGCAUUCUCAGAGGGAUAUACAAUCCGAAAGGCAUUGAAGUUCCUGACCCCAUACAAACGAUAUGUACGAGAUGGGGAAGUGAUCCGCUUUCCUAUGGCUCAUACUCUCAUGUUAGAGUACACUCAUCAGGCAGCGACUAUGAUGUUCUGGCAGAAAGUGUUCAAAACCGACUGUUUUUUGCAGGAGAGGCCACAAACAGGAAAUAUCCAGCAAGUAUGCACGGUGCUUACUUGAGCGGUCUAAGGGAGGCUUCUCGCAUACUUCGUGCUGCGAGGGGUUUGCAUACUGGCAAUAACAACAGUUCAAGGAGGUACACGCAAGGGAUGGCUGGGCCCAGCGGUGAUCUCCUGGGGGAUCUGUUCAGGAGGCCCGAUAUAGCAUUUGGGAAUCUGUCAUUCGUUUUUGAUCCUUGGAAUGACGACCUGAGUUCGUUGGGGAUCUUGAGAGUUAGCUUCAGAGGUAGAAAGGACAAUACCUCUGAGGAGUUGCAGCUCUAUGCUCUACUGACUCGUGAAGUUGCAGGUGAGAUAGAUAGGUGGAGUAGAAGGGAUGGGGUUGGAUUGCUGAGCUUGAUGAAGAAACUCGAAUUGAAGCUAAUGGGGCCUAAUGUGAUGGGGAACGUUGCUAACUCAUUGAUUGCUAGCAUCGCUAACGCACGAAGAAGCAGGGGAAGGAAUCGUACGUCCAGUACACAACAGAGCAAUGUGUACAUUUGCUAGCAGUCGAAGCAAAUUAGCUGUUGUUAUUUUGUAUAUAAUGAUUUAGUCGGUAGCCUAUUCGUUGACAAGAUUCCGCAUGCAGCUGAAGGAAGCUGUCUCCUGCUCCACAAGGCAAAUUUUUUUGGAUCUGACCUGUGACAGUCUCGUGGCAGAUUUUUGGUUCGUGGAAUCUAAGAGUUGUGGAGGACGAAAAGAUCGGUUAGGAGAAUCCGACAAUUAGGUUCCACAUUGUUUGUUGUAUUACAGGUUCGACGUGGCUCGAUCUCACUGUAGAAAUGUAGUGUAACUUGUUUUGUGUACGAUGGGAAUUUUUUUCUGUAAGAUUUUCCUUUGAAAGAGGUAAAAAGUAUCAUAUCUUUCACUCCUAAGUUGGCCCUUA